Molecule: messenger RNA, 201 nt
Organism: Prunus armeniaca (apricot)
Lineage: Eukaryota; Viridiplantae; Streptophyta; Magnoliopsida; Rosales; Rosaceae
Source: the annotation of a GenBank genome assembly
AUGGUUCAUCUGAAUCGACGCAACACUGUCGGCAUUGGAAGGUGUAAAGACCUUGAUCAGAGAAACAGAGGUCAUCUAGUGCAUGGUCCUAUGUCGGAAGAUGCGAAGGUUUGUGGAAUGGAGGUGCAUGGGGAUAUGUGGGUGGGUGUUUUGGGUGAAGGGGCGGAGAAAGUGAGAGGAAGGGAAAGGGGCUAUUUGUGA